UCCUGCUAGAGGUUCCGGGAGGAGGAGGAAGCUGCGGCCGCCCACGGUGGACGCCCUCAGCCCCCGGGCAUUGCCGUAGGGCGUUCAGUUUUCCUCACUUGUGGCAAAACAAGCCAAGAGGAGGAACAGACACAGCCCUGGUAGUUGUGGUCCGGCCCUCAUUCUACAGAUAUGGCAAACAAGGGGAACAGGAAACGUCGGCAGUUUUCCCUGGAGGAGAAAAUGAAAGUUGUGGAAGCUGUGGACUCAGGCAAGAGGAAAGGCGAUGUGGCAAAAGAAUUCGGUAUCACUCCUUCUACUUUGUCUACAUUCUUAAAGGAUCGUGCCAAAUUUGAAGAAAAGGUGCGGGAGGCAUCUGUGGGACCCCAGAGGAAAAGGAUGAGGAAUGCUCUUUAUGACGACAUUGAUAAGGCUGUUUUUGCUUGGUUUCAAGAAAUCCAUGCCAAAAACGUUCUCGUGACUGGUUCUGUCAUUCGGAGAAAAGCACUAAACUUGGCCAACAUGCUUGGCUAUGACAAUUUUCAAGCAAGUGUGGGCUGGCUGAACAGAUUUCGGGAUCGCCAUGGAAUUGCUUUGAAAGCAGUCUGUAGGGAGGAUAGUGACAGAUUAAUGAAUGGUCUAGGAAUAGAUAAGGUUAAUGAGUGGCAUGCAGGGGAAAUUAUAAAACUAAUUGCUGACUACAGCCCAGAUGAUAUCUUUAAUGCUGAUGAGACAGGAGUGUUUUUCCAGUUGCUUCCCCAGCACACACUUGCUGCUAAAGGGGACCAUUGUAGAGGGGGCAAGAAAGCAAGGCAGCGGUUGACUGCACUCUUUUGUUGCAAUGCUUCAGGGACUGAAAAAAUGAGACCAUUGAUUGUUGGUAGGUCAGCCAACCCACGCUGCCUCAAGAAUGUCCAUUCCCUCCCUUGUGACUACCGAGCCAACCAGCAGGCGUGGAUGACACAGGAUCUGUUUAAUGAGUGGCUGAUGCAAGUGGACGCCAGAAUGAAGCAGGCAGAACGCCGGAUCCUCCUGCUGAUUGACAACUGCUCCGCUCACAACAUGCUUCCACGCUUGGAAAGGAUUCAGGUGGGGUAUCUGCCCUCAAAGUGUACUGCCGUCUUGCAGCCACUGAAUCUUGGCAUAAUUCAUACCACAAAAGUGCUGUACAGGAGCCACCUGCUAAAACAGAUCCUCCUCAAGCUCAACAGCAGUGAAGAUCACGAACAAGUGGACAUCAAGCAGGCCAUUGACAUGAUUGCUGUGGCAUGGUGGUCAGUCAAGCAGUCCACAGUGGUGAAAUGCUGGCAGAAGGCAGGCAUCAUCCCUGUGGAAUUGAUAGAUUCUGACACAGAAGCAGCAGCCAGUGAACCAGAUACUGCCAUUGAAAAGUUGUGGCACUCAGUGGCUAUUGCCACCUGUGUCCCAAAUGAAAUAAAUUUCCAGGACUUUGUCACUGCAGAUGAUGAGCUCAUCAUCUCUCAGGAGCUGCUGGACACAGAGGUCAUCCAGGACAUGGUGGCUGGUGAAAGUACUGAUGAAGCUGGAAGUGAAGAUGAGGGGGAGGCAUCUUUACCACAGCAGCCAAAAGUCACCAUCACAGAGGCCAUCUCAAGUGCACAGAAACUUAGACGGUUCCUUUCCACUUGUGUAGGUGUUCCUGAUGCCAUUUUUGGACAGCUAAAUGGCAUAGAUGAAUAUUUAAUGAGAAGAGUGACACAAACUCUUGUUGAUUCCAAAAUUACAGAGUUCCUCUAAACAAAAUAAUGUAGAAAUUAACUGCCUCUUUUAAUUUAGAAGAUGUAGUUUACAAGAAUAAAUAUUUAUUUAGCUAGGAUAUUGAACUUAAAUUUUAAGCAAUAUUAUUGUGACAACAUUCCAGUUUUCUGAAAUAAUCAGGAAACUUUCUUGAAUGGAAUUUGGGGCCCAAGACUCUUCAUUUCUAACAAGUUCCCAGGUGAUGCCAAUGCUGAUGUGGUCCAAGGUCCAUGCUUAAGAACCACUGGUCCAUCUGGAUUCUAGCACUUCUCUCUUUAGCUGGCCAUCUGAAUACUCCCAAUCACUAACUGUCAAAAAAAAAAAAAAGUAUCAGCUGUUCUUACUCCAGAACUGUUAACUCCUUCCUGCUGAUUUGGUAACUCCAGAACCUUCUUAGCUAUUCUCUUGAACGCCCCACCAAGUAUUCAGUAGAGGUGCAUCUGUCUGUGCCAAAAGACUUAACAAGAGCCAUCUAGCCUAUCAAAGCAUCUUUUAAUACUUCAGGAUUAUUAUUAGUACGAUGCUGGGGUACAGGGAAAUAAAGUGCCUGAAAGAGGAGACAUGCUACAAUCUGGAAGAUGUGGUAAAUAUCAGAGAAUGCUGUUAAUCACUAUCAUGAGAGAGAACAUACAUCCCAGUAUACCUCUCAAAUCCAGACAAGGUGAGAGGAUCAUUUGUGAGAGAGAUGACAUGUGUGAGAGUGUUUGGAUUAUUUGGAUAAUCCACAGUGGUCCUCUCCACACCUGUGGAUAAUCCAGCCUCAUGUCAUUAAUGUGAGGGCACACUAUGUUUCCCUUCACUAAAAUCACUUCAUAAAUCACCCUUUUUCCUUUGUGUUUGUUCUUCAGAGAAGUCUGCUAGAGCAGAGUUGAUUUAAGUUAUUUAAAGCUGUAUAAAUUUAUCAUCAAAUUUAUCUUAAAGUUUUUCUCCUAUAAAAAAGGCAUUCUUGGACUUCCCUGGUGGCGCAGUGGUUAAGAAUCCGCCUGCCAAUGUAGAGGGCACAGGUUCGAGCCCUGGUCCAGGAAGAUCCCACAUGCCGUGGAGCAACUAAGCCCGUGAGCCACAACUACUGAGCCCAUGUGCCACAACUACUGAAGCCCGUGCGCCUAGAGCCUGUGCUCCGCAACAAGAGAAGCCACUGUAAUGAGAAGCCCACGCACCACAACAAAGAGUAGCCCCGGCUCACCAUAACUAGAGAAUGCCCCCAUGGGCAGCAACGAAGACCCAACGCAGCCAAAAAUAAAAAUAAAUACAAUUAAUUAAUUUUUUUAAAAAGGCAUUCUUAAUAUCCUUUAAAACCCUAGUAUCUAUUUUCUAAUGAGUCAGCCUUUCUUGAAGACUCCAGCACCUGCUCCACCCUUCUCUCCCUCAACUCCUCAGCACUUUUGUCUCUAAACCAUUCAGUUAAGCACUUAAAUGUUUUGCCAGUGUUCUGUGGCUCUUUAGACUGUAAGCUCCACAAGAGCAGGGACCACUUAGCCGUUGUAACCUUAAAGGUGCCUAGCACUGUGCUGGGAACA
Physeter macrocephalus (sperm whale) is the source of this 3257-nucleotide messenger RNA. RefSeq names its product tigger transposable element derived 6 (gene TIGD6). Gene Ontology annotation, molecular function: DNA binding. The record is from RefSeq and is a predicted model, not a curated record. Gene Ontology annotation, cellular component: nucleus. The transcript has 3 exons. The coding region runs from base 172 to 1737 and encodes 521 amino acids. NCBI's taxonomy places the organism in Eukaryota, Metazoa, Chordata, Mammalia, Artiodactyla, Physeteridae.